AUGCGACUUCGCGAUCUCACAUCACCGGGCGUGGUGCUCUCAACCCUCCUCCUCCUCACACCAUGUCCUUCAUCAGCGUUCUACCUCCCUGGCGUAGCACCGACGUCUUACAAGUACGGCGACGAAGUGCCCCUACACGUGAACCACCUGACGCCCGCCGAAUCGCAAAAAGACGCUCAGGUGCGGUCCGUCUUCUCCUUCGACUACUACCACUCGAGGUUCCACUUCUGCGAGCCAGCGGGCGGAGCAAAAUACAUCUCAGAAUCGCUGGGGAGCAUACUGUUCGGGGACCGGAUACAGACGUCGCCAUUCGAUCUGCGUAUGGGCAAGAAUGAAACCUGCAAAGCAGCGUGCUCGGAACAGAAGUUUGCCCCACGAGAAGCGAAGUUCGUGAACAGGCGGAUAUGGCAAAGCUACAAUCUCAACUGGCUGGUUGAUGGGCUACCGGCUGGACAGCUACAAUACGAUCCGAAUACUAUGACGCAGUUCUACAGCCCCGGGUUUGCUCUCGGCUCUGUGGAGAACGAGCAGCCGAGGCUCAACAAUCACUACGACAUUGUGAUCGACUUCCACCAGCCGAGCAGGGACACCUACCGGGUAGUUGGCGUGUUGGUGGAGCCGCGCUCACUGAGAGAUUCGAAAAUGAUCGGAGACGGAAAAGCCGAAUGCGGAGAUCCGAAAGAUCCGCUUAUACUAUCGGAGAAAGAGUCGACCACCGCGUUGUACACGUAUAGUGUGUAUUGGCGGCCAUCCAAGACGUCGUUUGCUACUCGAUGGGACAAGUACCUGCACGUUUACGACCCGAGCAUUCACUGGUUCUCGCUCAUCAACUCUGCCGUCAUCGUUGUCUUCUUGAUAUGCAUGGUGGCAACCAUCUUGAUCCGGACGUUGAGGAAGGACAUCGCCAGAUACAACCGCCUAGACGAGCUCGCCUUGGAUGACCUAUCAGGCACAAGCGUGGUUGAAGAGGGUGUGCAAGAGGACUCCGGCUGGAAGCUCGUCCACGGCGACGUCUUUAGACCACCGAAGCAUCCUCUCCUGCUCAGCGUGCUCCUCGGCAACGGAGCCCAGCUCUUCAUGAUGACUGGAUUCACAAUAGUAUUCGCCCUCCUCGGCUUCCUCUCCCCCUCAAACCGCGGCUCCCUCGCCACCGUGAUGAUCCUCCUCUACACGCUCUUCGGCUUCAUCGGCGGCUACGUCUCCGCGCGCACCUACAAGCACUUCCGCGGCGAGUCCUGGAAGCUCAACUUCGCCUACACGCCCCUGGCUCUUCCGGGGCUCGUCUUCAGCACCUUCUUCCUGCUCAACCUCUUCGUGUGGGCCAAGGCCGCCUCCGGCGCCGUGCCCUUCGGCACCAUGGUCGUCAUCGUCGGUAUCUGGUUCCUCAUCUCCGUCCCGCUUUCCCUGACGGGGUCGUGGCUUGGCUUUCGCGCGCCCGUGGUCGAGGCGCCGGUCCGCACGAACCAGAUCCCGAGACAGAUCCCGCCCGCCGGGGGGUAUUUGAGGCCGCUGCCGAGCAUGUUGCUGGUGGGCGUCCUGCCGUUCGGCGCGAUCUUUGUCGAGCUCUACUUCAUCAUGAACAGCAUCUGGUUCUCCAAGGUGUACUACAUGUUCGGCUUCCUGUUCGUGUGCUUCGGGCUCAUGAUCAUGACGUGUGCGGCGGUCACGGUGCUGAUGGUGUAUUUCUUGCUGUGUGCGGAGGACUAUCGGUGGCAGUGGCGCGCGUUCAUGACGGCGGGCGCCAGCGCGGUCUAUGUGUUUGCGUAUUGUUUGGUUUAUUGGGUCAGGACGAUGGCGUUUUCGAGCGUUACGGGCGCUGGCUUGUUUUUAGGGUAUAGUGCGUUGAUCAGUGUGCUGUUUUUUGUGCUUACGGGCACGAUUGGGUUCUUUGCGAGUUGGUUUUUUGUGCUCAAAAUCUAUGGGUCUAUCAAGGUCGAUUAG
Messenger RNA from Coniosporium apollinis CBS 100218, 1941 nucleotides. RefSeq lists its product as uncharacterized. Gene Ontology annotation, biological process: protein localization to membrane; vacuolar transport. The coding region runs from base 1 to 1941 and encodes 646 amino acids. The record is from RefSeq and is a predicted model, not a curated record. The transcript is spliced from 3 exons. NCBI's taxonomy places the organism in Eukaryota, Fungi, Ascomycota, Dothideomycetes. Gene Ontology annotation, cellular component: fungal-type vacuole membrane; endosome.